AUCUGUUAUAUUCUUCAUGACGUCCAAUAUUUAUCAUGAUUUAUGAUUGUUUACAGGCGGCCGAGGAUUCUAACCUAACGAACAAGCACGUGGCAAACAUCGGGGACGUGUGCGAGUCCAUGAAAACCCAAUUGCUUUUCCUGGUCGACUGGGCCAAGCGCAUACCCGCGUUCACAGAACUCCAGCUGAAUGACCAGGUUUCGUUGUUGCGGGCUCACGCUGGAGAACACUUACUCUUGGGUUUAGCUAAGAGGUCGUUAAUGCUCAAGGACGUUCUGCUACUGGGAAACAAUCGCGUUAUAACCCGUCACGUACCCGACAACGGAAUUCCGUCGGACUUGGACAUAAGCAGAGUGGGUUCGCGCGUACUAGACGAGCUUGUCAAACCAUUGAAUGACGUGCAAAUCGACGACACUGAAUUCGCGUGUCUAAAGGCCAUCGUUUUCUUCGAUCCAAACGCCAAAGGCCUAAACGAGUCAGACCGCAUUAGACGCAUGCGCAAGCAAAUCCACAGAAACCUAGAAGACUACAUCAGUGACAGGCAAUAUGAGACGUGUGGCCGAUUCGCCGAAUUGUUGCUUACGUUGCCAGCGUUACAGUCGAUCACCUGGCAAAUGAUCGAACAGAUUCAAUUCGCAAAGUUGUUCGGAAUGGCACACAUCGAACCACUGUUACAAGAGAUGUUACUCGGAGGAGCUUCAAUCGAUCCUGAAGCAAAUGCCCAUCAAGAUAACAAAAACAUCAAUGUCAUCAAUGUGCCAUAAACUAAAUAUGGCAUUAAAAUUCCAGAACAUCUAUUGCGAUUGACCACAUCAUUGAAUUCUUUAUAAUACAGUGUAUAUAGGUUGAUACUUCUAUUAUCACUUUACAUAAUAUUAUAAUGUUGGAUGUUAAUAAUCGUCAUAAUUUAUUGYCCGACUUAUUUGAAUAAUUAUUUUAAUAUUGCUAUUAAUUUAAAUACCUACUUGGUUAACAUACUAUUUUUGUUAUUGUUUUAUUUUUAUAAUUGUAAGAUUUUUGUUUAAUAUAUUUCCCUACUCUCAAAAUUAAUUCAGUAAUACAACAGACAGAUUUAGGAUCUCUUUAAAGUUUAUACCUGUGAAAAAUAGAAUUAUUCAAUAACCAUCUUUAAAUAUUCAAACUAUCUACUAUAUCGACAUUACAAACAUAUUAUGUGCACCUUUGUUUAACAAAUUAUAUUUUUUUUAUUUAUGUUAGAUUUAUCGUGUUAAUUUACUACUAUUCCAUUGUCAAUAAUAUACAUAUUUACAGGGUGUAACACAAAUAUAYGUCAAAUGAAACAUAUAAAAGAUAUGACAUUUUGAAAUAUCUUUCUGUUACACUCUGUAUAUUCAAGUACUUUUCAAACUAGUAUAACUAUUUUGUACAUUGCCAUUAGAUAUAAAUAGGUAAAUUAUAUUGUA
Messenger RNA from Diuraphis noxia (Russian wheat aphid), 1424 nucleotides. Its product is annotated as transcription factor HNF-4 homolog. Gene Ontology annotation, biological process: regulation of DNA-templated transcription. The record is from RefSeq and is a predicted model, not a curated record. Gene Ontology annotation, molecular function: RNA polymerase II cis-regulatory region sequence-specific DNA binding; nuclear steroid receptor activity; zinc ion binding. Gene Ontology annotation, cellular component: nucleus. NCBI's taxonomy places the organism in Eukaryota, Metazoa, Arthropoda, Insecta, Hemiptera, Aphididae.